Molecule: messenger RNA, 1486 nt
Organism: Dermacentor albipictus
Lineage: Eukaryota; Metazoa; Arthropoda; Arachnida; Ixodida; Ixodidae
Gene: strat
Product: RAB interacting factor STRAT
Biological process (GO): post-Golgi vesicle-mediated transport; small GTPase-mediated signal transduction
Cellular component (GO): cytosol; membrane
Molecular function (GO): zinc ion binding; guanyl-nucleotide exchange factor activity
Source: RefSeq, a predicted model, not a curated record
GAGUGUCCGCUCUUGAAUCCUUUCUCUAUGCUGUGGCGGUUGUAGUGGUUCGUAACUCUGUUUGUAGCCGCUGCCAUUGAAGCAUUGUAUCGUUCUUUAUUCUAUGAUUGUAUCAAGGAACUGGCAGUAGUCUGUAGUUGUGCGUGUGUUCUGUGGACACUGUACUACAGUGGCUAGAAUAUUCUAGCCACUGUAACUGUACUCUGCGUCUGCCCCGGGGACAGUGGUCGCGCCGCCCUUGCGCUUGCAUGCGGAAAAUGAGGGGUCGGAAUUGAGCGCGUCGCGUUUGCAUCGUCCGGUGCGUUCUGGGCAGUCAUUAGAGCUUGAACGCUUACAUAACAUCCCUUGUUUCAGCUGAGCCAAUGUGAAGUCCCUAGCUUCGCAAAGCUUAUGUGCUUUUUGACUGCAUUGCACUGCUUACGUCGCUAUAGGUGAAGAAAAAAAAAAGCAAUCGGAAAUUUUAACAGCUAUGAACGAAAGCGGCCCGCGGGAUGUCGGCGGCGGUGAGAAAGGAAAAGACCAACUGGUCGAAAACGGCAAGAACAAAGUGCCUAUCGAGUGCAAGUAUUGUUCGUCGCGGAUACUCAACGUUGGCGUGUGCGAGUUGGUCAGUGCACAGUACGACCUUCCAACGGUGGAUGGGGACAGCAAGAUGGUCGAGAAGCUAACAGACUUUUGGUGUGUUAAUGACAUCUACACCUUUGAAAACAUUGGAUUCACCAACACUGUUGGUCAAACAAAAUACCUGGCCUGUGCCGACUGUGAACGGGGCCCUGUAGGCUGGCACAGCCUGGAGACAAGGAAAUCAUUCGUGGCACUUUCAAGAGUGCGCCAUCUGUAAAGUCCUUGUUGAACAUCAAAGCCUCAGUUUGGUACAUUUGUAGACAGAGUGCCUUUGUGACAGUGUGCAUUGUGCCCGAUUUCAUUAGCCUGUGAUGGUAAUACUCAGUCGCAGGUUGCUGCCUACCAAAGACAGCUUGUCAUUUUGAAUCAUUCCCAUUCAUUAACCAGGAUAGCGCUGCUUACAAAAAGAAACGUCUGGUUACAAGGACAUCAUUUUGUCCUCUGUAACUGCAGAUCAUACAGCGACAUGGCUUUGUGUAAGCAAUGUUUUGCCAUUUUGUUUGGCAAACAGCUCACAUUGAUAAUUGAAAACUAUUUUAUGCAGUGAUGCAGUGUGCUGCUGCUAAUUGGAGAAAAUAGCAAAGUUUUUUUUUAAUAAUACAUAUUGCAGACAUAGUAGGCUAACUUAACAGACAGUAUAUAAUUCUUUAUUGUAUGCUAGACAUUGUUCCCAUAAAAUUGCAGUUUUUGUUUGGAGCUUGUGGAUUUUUUCGUGUUUUGCCAUGCUAAAGAAAUUUUUCCCUUGUCAUUUACAUUGGGUGCACAAAGUGUACAAUGAAACAAUAAUGUGUGUAUGUACCUCAACCUUUUGAUGAUAGUGAUAUAUUGAGCAAUACAUAAUAAAGCUUUGUUACAGAAUAUA